Molecule: messenger RNA, 2861 nt
Organism: Polypterus senegalus (gray bichir)
Lineage: Eukaryota; Metazoa; Chordata; Cladistia; Polypteriformes; Polypteridae
Gene: mtx3
Product: metaxin 3
Exons: 9
Coding region: 10-963 (317 amino acids)
Biological process (GO): mitochondrion organization
Cellular component (GO): SAM complex
Source: RefSeq, a predicted model, not a curated record
AUUGUGCGCAUGCGCGCAUUGAAGAACAUGGCUGCGCCCAUGGAGCUUCGCUGCUGGGGAGCAGGUUGGGGUUUACCCUCAGUGCACACGGAGACUCUUAUUGUCCUGGCAUAUGCCAAGUUUUCUGGUGCUGACUUGAAAAUACAUGUAGUUGACUGUACGUGGAAGACUUUAACAGGAACUAUCCCGGCAUUGGUUUUGGAAGAAACUGUUGUGACAGGGCAUGUAGAAAUUCUCAACCAUCUUAGAAAGCAGAAAUACAAUGCUGACUAUGACUUGUCUGCAAAGCAGGGAGCCGAUACCUUGGCAUUUAUUGCACUACUUGAAGAAAAGCUGUAUCCAGCAUUGUUGCAUACAUUUUGGGUGGAUGCUGAAAAUUACUCCAAUGUUACCAGACCAUGGUUUGCAUCUAGGAUACCAUUCCCAUUAAACUUUUACCUACCUGGAAGAAAAUCAAGUGAAGCAGUAAACCGAAUACUUUUGACUCAAGGGAGGCCACCUCUGUAUAGUAUCAGUGAGAUUGAAGCCAAGAUUUACAGUGAUGCCAAGGAGUGCCUAAAUCUUUUAUCAUAUAGAUUGGGUUCAUCAGAAUAUUUCUUUGGUAACACACCCACCAGCCUUGAUGCCUUUAUAUUUGGUUUUCUUGGACCACUCCACAAAAUUCACCUUCCAAGUGGACAGCUCCAGCAGCACCUUAAACAGCUGACAAAUUUGUGUCACUUUUGCGAUAAUAUUAUAAGCACCUUCUUUAUGCCGAAUGCAUCUGGAUUUGGUUCAUUUGGCCAAGAAGCAGUUGAUGCAAAUCUACAGAAACUAACACAACUUGUAAACAAGGAGUCCAACUUAAUUGAAAAGAUGGAUGAUAACCUCCGAAGCAGCCCUCAACACAGAUCCAGAAAGUCAAAUAAUAUGAGAUCAUCACGAGUAUUAAAUGGAGGUGACGAGUCUUCAGUUUCUGCCUAGCCCUCACCACAUUAGCUUUCUUGAAGUCUCAGGAACUGAAUGUUUGUAAUUAAAAGCUUAGUUUUCUACCGAGGAGCGAAUACCUGUUUGGUUUCAACUCUGACAACUCACUGUAACUUGAUUUGACAGAAUGGCUUGGAUCUCACAACUAUCCCGUGCCCUUUUGUAUUUUCAAGUUAGUUUUGCACAUUUUAUUAUAUUACUAUUGCAGGUUCACUUUUGUCAAACCACACAACUGAGUUAUUUCUGUUUCCUUUUCAGUCAGAUGAUGAGUAUGACGGUACAGGCUUUAUUCCAAUAAUGAAUGCGUGAUAUGGCUGCUGCUCAGUUUCUUUCCUGAGUUUUAAAUAUUUCUGUGUAUGAUUUUGAAGUUCUGAACGUAAAGUGCGUUUUCUGCUCUAUUGGUAGAUGCGCUUGGGUUGAAAACAAGUAAAAUAUGCUGAAACAGCCGUAAUUUACAUAGUAUUAAAAUGAAAUGGGUCAACGGAUGUUUAUCCCACAAAAUCACAUUAUUUAAACCUUCAUUUUUUUUUCCAUUUUUGUAGUAUUACGUCUUAUGAUGUGUUUUUAUUUUUCAUAAAUUAAUUCCUUGCAUGUUGUUUUGACUUUUUUUCAGAUUUCAUCUUUUAAUUUGGUUAUCAUAAACAGUGAGUUUACUACCAAAUUUUCAUAUCAGACGUAUUAUAUUGUGAAGGGGGUGCUCACAACCUAUCGUUCCCCUUGACAGAUUGUUCCUUUCCCUGACACUCGGGCCCUACAGCCUUCAGAAAAAACUAAAUAAAACGCAAGCACUUCCAAUUAUCGCUCAUCUUCAAAAAGCCCAUGGGAAGCAGCUUUACAAUCUUAGCCCCCAGUACCUUUUGAAGUUGUCCCCAUGCCUGCCGUCUAUCCAAGAGACAGCAAGAUUAGGCCGUGAACACCCCCUUCACGUUUACCUUUAUCACUUUGCACUAAGCGUACAUUUGUCUGAUUUAUCAAUUACUGUUUAGUGGCUGCACUUUUUGUUUUUAUUGCUACUGAAAUUGUCCCAUUGUAUCUCUACUUUGUCUAUGAAUUCUGAUAUCAUUCCUGUAAAUUCCUCAAAUUCUGCCCAUCAUAUAUUAAGGCUGCGUCCACACUACUACUAUUUAAAUGUCAUUUGUAAUGUAAAUGGUCUCUGUCCACACUAGCGUUUUCGCAACGUUUACGAAAGUAUCUCCAUCCACACUACAACAACCCAAGAUACACAUGACAUAGACAUUUGCCUGUGUUCAUUGGCUGAAAAUUCUUUGAAGGGCUGGUAAUGCUGCCAGCCGCAGGAUUUAUCUUAAAACUUUACGAACUGGUAAAUGAUUUGCCCCCCUAUACCACCCUUUUUUUGAUAUUCUUUAUUAAUUCCAAAUGGAAAUUGUCUUUUCGCCUGAUCUUGGCGGUCAGAGCGCAGGGCAGCCAUUGUACAGUGCCCCAGUGCAAUUUUCAGGUUAAGGGCCUUGUUCAACGACCCAACAGAAUAGGAACCCUUCUGGGAGUAACGGCGUAUGAACGGGCAACAUUCCGUGUACCAGCCUCAGAAUCGCCCCUCCAUCUUUUUGUGCAUGUAUGCAGCAUUCAAACUGUACAAAACACAAUUCAGAUCGCAUAAAGUUCAGCAACACAACAAGUGCUGCGGAUGCCAACUCUUCUUGCGUUUUUCUUCCGUGAAGGGUGACUAAUCAGGGAAUGAGAUGAUGUAAUGCUCUGGACCCAAUCAUGGAAGGGCUACGUAAUAAGAACGAACAAAUCCGAGCGUGAUUCAAGUCUGUGUUUUCACCCAUCUACGCUGCAUUGCAGAGCCGGUGUUUUCAGCAGUACAGUAAUCCCUUGCUAUAUCGCGCUUUGACUUUCGCGGUUUCACUCUAUCGCGGAUUUUAAAUGUAAGC